Molecule: messenger RNA, 882 nt
Organism: Cooperia oncophora
Lineage: Eukaryota; Metazoa; Nematoda; Chromadorea; Rhabditida; Trichostrongylidae
Source: the annotation of a GenBank genome assembly
AUGACAAUGACCGAAGCCGAAAUGCUCAAAAUGAUUCGCCAAAUUGCCGGAAUCAGACCGCCAGCAGGCAAAAUUAACAGGAGCGAUGAAUUUCUCCCUGGCACUACAUUCGAGCAGGCAUACGAUCUUUAUCUUUUUGAUAAAAAACUUCGAAUGUUAAUGAUGGAUGCCCUGGAACGUAUUGAGAUUCAUAUUCGUUCCGUUAUCGCUCAUGAAUUAGGGCGAUACGAUCCGCUUGCUUACAGAAAGGAAUCCUACAUAAACCAGCGUUAUCUUAAUGAUGGAAAACCCAGCACGUUUACAAAAUGGCAGAAAAAGCUCGAUAAAAAGCUGGAAGAUAGCCGGGAUGAGUGCAUUCUUUGGCAUUUGAAUCAGGGGAAGGAGAUCCCUUUUUGGGUAGUUGUUGAAGCCUGGGAUUUUGGUCAAAUGUCAAAAUAUUACGCGAUGCUGAAUGGUGGUAUACAAGCCAAAAUAAUUAAAAGAUUAAAUAUCGACAAUAAACAAACAUUAACCAAAUGGUUGCAAUGUCUGAAUCUUUUGCGUAAUCGUUGUGCGCAUCAUUCCAGAAUCUGGAAUAGAAAACAUGCCGGAAUCCCAAUACCAAAUACAACCUUCUUCAAUUCACUGAGAAUAGAUGCCCCUGCGAGUGAGCGUCUUUAUAGUGCGAUAUGUGUUAUUUGGUAUUUGGUCAAAAUGAUCGGGCCAAAUUCUACAUGGAUCCGCCAGGUUGCAGAUCUCUUUGACAAAAAACCCAAUAUGCCGGGAUGUUCAUACAGUUCUAUGGGGGUGCCAAAAUCUGGUUUUCCGCGUGAGAGAUUUGGGGAAGCGCUUGGUUUUGUAUGCGCAGAUAAUGAUUCUGUGGAGCAAGAAUUUGAAGGGUAA